This is a messenger RNA of Dipodomys ordii (Ord's kangaroo rat), 742 nucleotides long. RefSeq names its product B-cell CLL/lymphoma 10 (gene Bcl10). NCBI's taxonomy places the organism in Eukaryota, Metazoa, Chordata, Mammalia, Rodentia, Heteromyidae. The transcript is spliced from 2 exons. Gene Ontology annotation, molecular function: protein kinase B binding; NF-kappaB binding; transcription coactivator activity. Bases 1 to 468 code for a protein of 155 amino acids. The record is from RefSeq and is a predicted model, not a curated record. Gene Ontology annotation, cellular component: cytosol; CBM complex. Gene Ontology annotation, biological process: canonical NF-kappaB signal transduction; positive regulation of extrinsic apoptotic signaling pathway; adaptive immune response.
AUGGUUGGAACAGAACCAACAACAGAAUAUGAGUAUGCAUGGCCUGAGGUGGGAGUGUACUCCAUUUCUUUUUUGUUCCUUUUUCAUUUACAUCUGAAUAAUCUUAUUGUAGGCCUACAAUGUAGCAGCUGUGAGCCUUUUCCUGAUGGAGCCACGAACAACCUGGCUAGAUCAAAUUCAGAUGAGAGUAAUUUUUCUGAAAAACGUAGAGCAUCCACCGUCACAUACCAUCCAGACGGAGAAUCCAACACGGCUCCCUUUUUUUCUACGGAUUCUUCUCUUAAUUUGCCUGUCCUGGAAGUAGGCAGAACUGAAAAUAGCAACUUCUCCUCAACUACACUUCCUAGACCUGGGGAUCCUGGGGCACCUCCUUUGCCACCAGAGCUGCAGUUAGAAGAUGGAGGAACUUGUGGAAACUCUAGUGAGCUGUUUCUUCCCUUACGAUCACGCACUGUCUCACGACAGUGACACUUGACUGCCUUUUGAUUUUUUAACUAGUGACAAAAAAUGUUUUAAACAAUGUAAUCUUUUUGUAAAACUGCUAUAUUGAUUUACUUACAUUUGAUACAUGUCUUUUAAAACAUAAUUUAAACAUAGUUUGUAAAUAGAAUUUUUGCUUUUAGGAAUAACUGAAUGUAAAUCAUGUUGGUCGUGUCCUUUUCAGUAUUUUUCUUUCUUUUUUAGGUAUUUCAGUAUUUUUCAAUUUUUUUAUACUGCGAGACUAAUUUUAACAGAACAUUUC